AUGGAUCCAGUAAUUGUAAUAGCAACUGAAGAGCUUGGUUUAUUAAACCAAUGUAUUACUAAGCUUGAAGAUAAGAAUGCUAAGUUUAAAGCUAAAAAUGCAAAACUUAAACAUAAGAAUACAAAAUUAAAACUGAUUAUAGAAGAAAAUACUGAGUUUAAAGCCAAAAUUAUUAAGCUAAAAUAA
Molecule: messenger RNA, 186 nt
Organism: Cetraspora pellucida
Lineage: Eukaryota; Fungi; Glomeromycota; Glomeromycetes; Diversisporales; Gigasporaceae
Source: the annotation of a GenBank genome assembly